AGUCCCCACCCCCCAGCCAGGUCUCAUAGAGGGAAUUGUUCUUCAGGCUCGGAGGGGCCUGCCUGUCACCGCACCCCCGACCCUAGCUCAGGGGCUGCAGAACUCAAGAUACCAUCCCGUUUCUCCUGGCUGAGGAAGGGAAGGGAACAUCCACAUCUUCUGUACUCGUCCAUUCUGUGUCCCCAGGGCCUGGAGUAAAGACAUCUUCAAAUGCAGAGGCUCUUCAGAUUCAGCUUUCCUGGAAACUGAUCUUCAAUGCACUAAGAGAAGAAGACUCUCAAACCAAAAAUGACCUGGAGGCACCAUGUCAGGCUUCUGUUUAUGGUCAGUUUGGCAUUACAGAUCAUCAGUUUGGGAAACAGCUAUCAAAGAGAGAAACCUAACGGCGGUAGAGAGGAAGUCACCAAGGUUGCCACUCAGAAGCACCAACAGUCACCGCUCAACUGGACCUCCAGUCAUUUCGGAGAGGUGACUGGGAGCGCCGAGGGCUGGGGGCCGGAGGAGCCGCUCCCCUACUCCCGGACUUUGGGAGAGGGUGCGUCCGCGAGGCCGCGCUGCUGCCGGAACGGCGGUACCUGCGUGCUGGGCAGCUUCUGCGUGUGCCCGGCCCACUUCACCGGCCGCUACUGCGAGCAUGACCAGAGGCGCAGUGAAUGCGGCGCCCUGCAGCACGGAGCCUGGACCCUCCGCGGCUGCCACCUCUGCAGAUGCAUCUUCGGGGCCCUGCACUGCCUCCCCCUCCAGACGCCUGGACGCUGUGACCCGAAAGACUUCCUGGCCUCCCACGCUCACGGGCCGAGCGCCGGGGGCGCGCCCAGCCUGCUACUCUUGCUGCCCUGCGCGCUCCUGCACCGCCUCCUGCGCCCCGAUGCGCCAGCGCACCCUCGGUCCCUCGUCCCUUCCGUCCUCCAGCGGGAGCGGCGCCCCUGCAGAAGGCCGGGACUUGGGCAUCGCCUUUAAUUUUCUAUGUUGUAAAUAAUAGACGUGUUUAGUUUACCGUAAGCUGAAGCACUGGGUGAAUAUUUUUAUUGGGUAAUAAAUACUUUCAUGAAA
Molecule: messenger RNA, 1053 nt
Organism: Pongo pygmaeus (Bornean orangutan)
Lineage: Eukaryota; Metazoa; Chordata; Mammalia; Primates; Hominidae
Product: cryptic protein
Exons: 6
Coding region: 289-960 (223 amino acids)
Biological process (GO): determination of left/right symmetry; nodal signaling pathway; heart development
Cellular component (GO): cell surface; extracellular region
Molecular function (GO): activin receptor binding; nodal binding
Source: RefSeq, a predicted model, not a curated record